Acipenser ruthenus (sterlet) is the source of this 745-nucleotide messenger RNA. RefSeq names its product complex III assembly factor LYRM7-like. NCBI's taxonomy places the organism in Eukaryota, Metazoa, Chordata, Actinopteri, Acipenseriformes, Acipenseridae. The record is from RefSeq and is a predicted model, not a curated record. Gene Ontology annotation, biological process: mitochondrial respiratory chain complex III assembly. The coding region runs from base 141 to 467 and encodes 108 amino acids. The transcript has 5 exons.
AUUGGCGAAGCGUUGUUUAAUAGCUUCAAGCUUGUGUUUAGAUUUUUUUCAGACAUUUAUAACAUUUAUUUUAAUUGCCAGUUGUAAAAUUGCAAAUUACGUAUAGUGUGUAAUAAUAUUAAUUUAAACCGUAAAAGCCCAUGUUAGCACUGUGUUGGAUCCAAAGAGUUCUGAGGUUAUUCAAGGCACUGCACAGAACGAGACAGAACGUGUUCAGAGAUGACACAAGAGCUUUGGGAGCUGCCAGGGAGAAGAUAAACGAAGAAUUCAAGAAAUACAGAAAUGAAACAUGUACAGAAACAAUAAAUAAGAUGAUUAAAAUUGGUUCGGAUGUUGAAGUUAUUCUUCGAAAAACAGUAAUCCAGGGAGUUCAUGUAGAAGACAAAAAAAUACAACUUCGGUACAGAGAAGAACAUCUUCUGGAAAAUCAACCUUAUUGUGAUAACCCUACCAAGAAGAAUGCAUGACUUGCAUGAUCCCCAACAAGAUCAUGCAAACCAAACCAGUAUCAAAGGUGCAAAAGCCUACUUCUGUUCUUCAGGUCACUUGAAGGCUGAACUUUAUUUUACUGUUGCCAUAGAAACUGCUCAGUGGUGAGCUCGCUUUCAAUGGUGAAUGUCACUUAUCUGUAAGUGCGUUUUGUGCACUAACUUUGGUUCUUUAUAUUUUGUAUUCACAAUUUAAACAAUUAAUUUAUUUAAUGUGUUGUAAUAUAGUUUUCAAAAUAAAGACAUGCCCUCCCCAA